Cylas formicarius (sweet potato weevil) is the source of this 777-nucleotide messenger RNA. RefSeq lists its product as uncharacterized. The record is from RefSeq and is a predicted model, not a curated record. NCBI's taxonomy places the organism in Eukaryota, Metazoa, Arthropoda, Insecta, Coleoptera, Brentidae. The transcript is spliced from 5 exons. Bases 17 to 667 code for a protein of 216 amino acids. Gene Ontology annotation, cellular component: Golgi membrane. Gene Ontology annotation, biological process: vesicle-mediated transport; protein secretion.
GAGGGGAUACUUGGAGAUGUCAUCGCCUAUGAUGCCCCUUCUCGAGGACGACACUAUUGUUUUCGGAGAAGAAGACAUAUCGGGAAAUGCAAAAAAUUAUCUGGCCCAUCCCUACGUGACCCUGUUCCACGUAGGCUUCAGGGCGGCAGCGAUAGUAGCCUACAUGCUUUGCGGGUGGUUCAGCAAUAGUUUUAUAACCAGCUUUGUGGUCAUAGUAAUUCUGUUAUCCAUGGAUUUUUGGACGGUUAAAAACAUUACCGGGAGGCUGAUGGUAGGGUUGCGAUGGUGGAAUUACGUGGACGAUGACGGCAAGUCUCAUUGGGUUUACGAAUCUAGAAAGGGUACACUGCAGAACAGAAUAAAUGAACGGGAAUCUAGGAUAUUUUGGACGGCGUUGGUGUUGACCCCUUUUAUUUGGGGAGUGUUUUUUCUUAUUGCCCUAUUCGGAUUGAAACUGAAAUGGAUGUUGGUGGUGUUGAUUGCGCUCAGUCUAAACGGCGCCAAUUUGCACGGCUACAUCAGGUGCAAGGUCGGCAACCAGCAAAGUUUAAGGUCCAUCACUUCAGACUUUUUAAAAAAACAGGUCCUACAAAACGCCGUUUCCAUAGUGACUCAACAAAAUGCAAACCCUGCGAAAGCAUCAAGUCAGCCCACUCGCACUGUGUAAUUUUCAUAUUGCCACGCGUUCUACUAUAAGUUUUUGUGAUAUCUGUAGAUGUUAUUUGUUUAAUAUUAUAUAUCCAGAGAGAAGAUGCGAGAUUUUGACCUCCGUUUUAU